CUUUGCGCGACCAAAUGAUGAGUGUUACUGAGGCAGCGAUUUCUGGCGGCAGCCAAGGCGUCGGUAAACCUAACCUACAAUUCACAGUGCUCGCCCAGAGCGAUGCACGGCAGGAUUCCACUGAGGACUUCCUAGCCAGUCAUGCGGAUGGAGACUUUAUAGCCCUAAUUGGUUCCAAAUCGAGCGUGGUUACCUUGGAAAUAACCGAUAAAACCAGCUUUUCAGCUCCGUUUCCAUAUAUUUUGGCGGAUUUUGAGUUCAGCUCAGUGAAGCAGCGACCCCUCGAUGUUUUGGCUAACCAAGUGAAUCUGGAGGCCAUAUAUGAAAGCUGUAAUGUCCUCGAGGCGCAAGCUUUGACUCUGGAGCCAGUCUACACGGCUGUUUGCUCUGCGGCCGUGCCACCAGCGAAAUUGAGAGCUGUAAAGAAGGCAAACGGAUUGUUGCCUAAUGGGAAUCUAUUACUAGCUUGGCUCAACACCCGUGGUGCAAUGAUCUUUAUGAGCAAGCCCGCUGAGUACCCGGGCUGGAGUCUCAUGGAUAGCCUCAAUGUGUCCGCCGUCCUGCGGGAUUCCCUGCUGCCACCAAUGAAAUCCUCAAAAAUCAACAGCUUUGAUAAAUUUCAGGCUUUUAUGGAUCGCGCUUGGAUUACGAUGUUUGCUUGGGUUUCCAGCCAAAAUGACAAACAUGUCUUGGUCUUUGGAACCGCCAAUGGAAGCCUGUGGUUGCUUAGCCUAAGCUCUGAUGUGAAAACCCUUUCUGAACACAAAGUCUUGGAGACCAGUUUGGAUCGCAUUUGCUUUCUACAAGUUUUCGAGGAUCUCCUGCUUGUCGGUGAUGUCAAAGGGAUCAUCCAACUCUACAGAGUUUCCGCCUCGAAUGAAUCCCGUCUAGUUCUAAUAAAAGAUCUGUGGAGCAAACCGGAUGGCAUGGGUCUGCAAAGGGGAGUGAUAACCCGAUGCCCUAAAAGAGGCUGCUACUACAUAACUUGCUGCAAGGCCGCACAUCUGCUUACCUGGUGCAUGCAAAUGUCCGAGAAGAGUGAAGAAUGGCUAGAAACACGACUCUAUGUUGGUGGAAUGAAAAUCUCCGGUCUCACUGCCCUAAGGCACAAUAGUUACGUUGUGGGAAACAUAAGCAAACACUUGCAUCGCAUUCAUAUCAGCCACGAAAGCAACCAGCUUAAUCUAACAAAGCAAUCCAUCCCCAUGGAUAUGCUCGAAAACUUCGAGGUUUUGGAUCUCAACAACAGUUUAAACGGCAACCUGCUGACCGUGUUCCUUGCUCGCAACAAAGAGCACAUGAACUCGCACUUGUGGCAACGAAAUCAAAUAGUUAUGCAAGUGGGUAAGAUACAGGAUGAGGAUACGGAAGAGGGUCUUGAUCGGCUGGCUACCCAAUUGAAGUUCAACGAGCCCAUCAAUCCAUACAGCGACUACUUGGCAGAGCUGCGCAUGAAGAUAUUCUCCCAAAAGGAACUGCAAAGAUAUAUCGACUUUAGUCCAUUGGAAACCUUUCAAUUUGUCGAGGAUGCUACAGAAUCGCAACUUUUAAAGCUACAAAUUAAAUAUCAUGUCCUGAAAGCCAUUUCCCAUCUGCACUCGAACCUCCUUGAAUUGACGGAGCAUGCUCGAAAGUUUCUGGACGAAAUGGAACUGCUUCUGGCAAUGCUAGCCACUACACACAUCAGACUGAGACUUCAGUUCCUACGAACAUUAAGUAAACUAACGCCAUUCCAGGAGGAGGCGGCCAAGAGCCUGUUUAACGAGGCUCACCGUCUAAUUAGCAAACUUAAGUCUGACUUUCAUGAGAAGCAUCCUCUGAAGACCACCACAGAUGUGUUUGUAGAACAUAUAAGCACACAUUUGGAGAUAUUGCAUUUAAAGCUGGGUGGUAAUCCUCCUAGUCAAGAGUCAGGAAUGCCUGGACUACGCUGUUGUGUGUCCUAUGCAGAGAUCUCGCCUAGCUUGGAGCGUCGCUACUGCACUCUCUGUGAUCGUCAGAUCCUAAUGGAGCUGGAGAACCUCCAGGAGCUGUACGAGCACAAAGACAGCCAGCAAAUAAUCUGCCCCUUCUGUCAUGGCAGCUUCACGGAGGAGCUCUUAAAUGCAUAAACGUUACAAUUUAUUUUCAACCUUAAAGUACAAAUGAGAUUGUGUGUGUGUCCGCCUCUAAGAGCGGAGCGGAUAAAUCGAAAAGGAAAACCCACUCGGCUGCCAGACACCGACACACACGAUAAGAAUUG
Drosophila serrata is the source of this 2242-nucleotide messenger RNA. RefSeq lists its product as uncharacterized. The record is from RefSeq and is a predicted model, not a curated record. Gene Ontology annotation, molecular function: protein binding. Lineage: Eukaryota; Metazoa; Arthropoda; Insecta; Diptera; Drosophilidae.